GGAGGUGAUUUCUCGACCGUGACCGCCACGGCAGUCUCUCCUUAUGCUGACAUGCAUGAAUCGACAAGCAGUCUCUAUGUUCCAACAGAACUCACACCACAACAACAAGGAAUCGAUCACCCCAUGCAAAUGUAUGGCUAUCUGUGGAAGCUUGACAAGAUUAAAGGGUGGAAGCGAAGGUUUUUCGCCCUCUACGGGGAGGGCGGAGUGUAUCAGAUGACGUACAGCGACGGCCCCAAGGAACGAGUCAAGGGAACCAUCUCCAACAUCACAAUGGGCGUGUCGACGGUGGCGGAAACCAACAAGUCCAUCAAGAAGCCAUUUUCUUUUGUUUUGCACGUGGAUCCUUUGCGGCACGGUGCUCCUGUGCUGUAUUUGGUAGGUUACGCUGGCAUCAACGACUUGCGGAAGUAA
This is a messenger RNA of Seminavis robusta, 414 nucleotides long. NCBI's taxonomy places the organism in Eukaryota, Bacillariophyta, Bacillariophyceae, Naviculales, Naviculaceae. The record is from the annotation of a GenBank genome assembly.